AUGGUGAUUAAAUCCUACAUGCUGUGCUAUCCAUUUUGUGAUCUGAGACAUGCUCUUCAUGCAUCUGAGAUUCUGGGAUAUGGACUGUAUGUUUAUCCUAAUUCUUUUUUUCAAUAUGAAGGAGAAUGGAAACAAGGAAGAAAACAUGGUCAUGGUAAGCUGUUAUUUAAGGAUGGGAGUUAUUAUGAAGGCGAGUUUGUAGACGGAGAAAUUAUGGGAAAUGGAUUGCGAUACUGGGCAUCUACAGGAAACACUUAUUCAGGUCAGUUCGUUUCUGGAGAGCUCCAUGGACAUGGAGUCAUACAGUACAAAGAUGGUGGGAAAUAUGAAGGGGAGUUCUCCUAUGGAAUGAGAGCAGGACAUGGAUUACUUGUCGAUAAGGAUGGACAAACUUAUCAAGGAACCUUUCACAAUAAUAAGAAACAUGGAGGAGGGAAAAUGACCUUCAAGAAUGGUGAUAAGUAUGAAGGAGACUGGAUCCUGGACCAGCGACAGGGUCAUGGGGUACUGCACUGUGCCGAUGGAACUAUAUAUGAGGGACAGUGGAGAAAUGAUGUGUUCAAUGGACAGGGCACCGAAAUUCAUUGUUCUGGUGUCAUCUAUGAUGGACUGUGGAUCAAUGGCUACCCUGCUGCUCAAGCAAAGAAGAUAGUAAUUUUGGGCCCAGAAGUUAUUGAUGUAAUCCAAGGGUCUGCUAUCACCCUUCAUGUCCAGCUACAGAAUGAAGAAGGAGAGGUUUCUGAAUAUGAGAAUGGUCGACUUUUGGAGAUCUGGGCUGGAGUCAAAAACCAUCAAAUUCCAGCAAGUUCUUCUACCAGCUUAUUCAAGUUAAUUGAAGAAGUUGAAAGGAAGCCAGUGAAAACCCCUUUUGGAUUUGAGUGUAUUAGCUAUCCUUUGAUGGAUGCUGUGUCCGGAAGCUGGGAACUGAAAGCUGCUGUCCCUAUAUUUGGCAAAUCUGGAUUUGCACUGGCUGAUUUACCAAUCCCUAAGGGAGAUAUAGAGCCAGAAUCCAGAUCAGACACCCGGCUUGGAACGGGAGAUGCCCCUAGCAACGAGGAUGGAUUUGAAGGUGAAAGUCUCCGUCCUCCAGCCAGUCAGAGAGUGGAGCGUGGCUGUGUUGUUUUCAGAAACAUCAUGCUUGCACCUCCUCCGGCUAAUUAUCAACCAUUCAUGCUUUUGGAUGAACUAAACAAAAAAGGAGGCAAAAAGCCAAGUGGAAGGAUAUCUGCUGAGAAAGCUGAGAAGAUGACAGUCUCACAGGAGAAAAUUGUAGACAGCAGGAAUGUAGAUACAAGGACAAUUCUAUCAUUGUUCCCUGUGCUUUUUCUUCUUCUUCAUUUAAAAUGUUUAAUUCCCAACUUUCCCUUAUCUUUUCCAGGCCAGUAUGUGAUUAUGGUCCAUGAAGUGACCAUGCCCCCAUUCUUGGGCCAGACUCUCCCAACUGCUUUCAAACUCUUGAGGGUUUUGCCAGAGAAAACCAAAGUCAAGAAUAUUAAAAAGGAAACUGUGAAAGCCACCAGCACGUAAAGAAGGAACAUAAAUGUGUAAAGAGUCAGGACCUUUAUCCAGCACCCACUGAAGUCAGUGGAAGUUUUACCAUUGAGUACAAUGGGAGUUGGAUUGAGUUCUUGAGCCUUGAUCGUGCCCAUGCAGUUGGGGAUUAAGUUUGAAUAUUGUGGACCAAUCAAAACAAAGAAAUAAUUGACCACCAGAGAUCCAUUUCACACUGGUCCUAUCUGGUAACAUUUUAGAAGACAAAUAGAUAUUUCAGAUUGUAUUAUGAGAAAUAGGUAAAAGACUUUAAUCAAAUCUAUUUUUCAUCAGUACAGUAGAACCUCAAACUUAUGAACACCUCAGGAAUGGAGGUUGUUCGUAAC
Molecule: messenger RNA, 1877 nt
Organism: Terrapene triunguis (Three-toed box turtle)
Lineage: Eukaryota; Metazoa; Chordata; Testudines; Emydidae
Gene: MORN1
Product: MORN repeat containing 1
Exons: 13
Coding region: 1-1527 (508 amino acids)
Source: RefSeq, a predicted model, not a curated record